GGCUGUCAUUGGUCAGGCGGAUAAGGACGUCAAAGUGGGCGGUUCCCGGAAGGAAAGGCCACAAAGCCCAAAAAGAAGACGAAGGAGAAGACGGCCGAUGAGAGCAGCCAAGGAAGAAAGAGUGAUUUGCCCUGGCUUGGUUUCCUCCUUCGCCUCCUGCCCUAACUGAACCCGGCCAGCGCGUCGACCUUCCCCCACCCCGAAUCAAGUCCCACUCAUGGCCGGACGAGGCGGACCCGCGCGGACCAACGGCGCCGCGGCGCCCAGCAACAAAAUCUGCCAGUUCAAGCUGGUGCUGCUGGGCGAGUCGGCGGUGGGCAAGUCCAGCCUGGUGCUACGCUUUGUCAAAGGCCAAUUCCACGAGUAUCAAGAGAGCACAAUCGGAGCGGCCUUCCUGACGCAGACGGUAUGCUUGGAUGACACAACGGUCAAGUUUGAGAUCUGGGACACUGCGGGCCAGGAGCGCUACCACAGCUUGGCGCCCAUGUAUUACAGAGGCGCCCAGGCGGCCAUUGUUGUGUAUGACAUCACCAACACAGACACUUUCACCCGUGCCAAGAACUGGGUGAAAGAGCUACAGCGACAGGCCAGCCCCAACAUUGUUAUUGCUCUGGCAGGGAAUAAAGCCGACUUGCCCAACAAGAGAGCUGUCGAUUUCCAGGAGGCCCAAGCGUACGCAGAUGACAACAGUUUGCUCUUCAUGGAGACGUCAGCUAAGACCGCCAUGAAUGUGAACGAGAUUUUUAUGGCGAUAGCCAAGAAGCUCCCCAAGAACGAGCCGCAGGGCGGGGCGGCCGGUGGCGGCCGGGCCCGAGGCGGUGUGGACCUGCAGGAGGCGGCACCCCAAGGUCGCGGCGGCGGCCAGUGUUGUGGGGGCGGUGGUGGCAACUAACCCUCACGGGGCGGGGCGGGGCGUCCUCCACUCCAGCUGAUCCCAGCCACUUAACCCACUCGGAUGGAGCGGACCGGAUAUGAUUAGCCAGCUGUCAAACAAUGUCACGGCGUUGGGACCAAAACACGGCGGAAGUUACAAACUCUUUGGCCGACACAUCGUCGGCCUGGCGACCAAUCACCUUUUAAAGACCCCGACCCCCAACCCCUCCCAAACUUUUGAUGGUGGACACGUAGGGGAACAAACAUCCCAGCCGUGGUAUUAUUAAAAAAAAAAGAAAAAAAAAAAAUCACAUCACGGAAGCUCACUUAAUUUUGUUUCUGUAUUUGUGUGGAAAAAUAAUGCAACAGGAAAAGAUGGCAAACAGGCAGACUUCCUUCUCGGUAGAACUGUGUAGCCGCAAUAUCGUCCUCCUAAUAACAAAUGUUAUGAUAACAUCACUAUGAUUUCUUUUUUAUUGUUAGAUUACCCAAGCAUAAAAAUAGUAAUGUCAUUAACAUCACCCAUACGUAGGUUGAACAUUAAACCUCAAUAACAACUAAUUUGUGGAGUUGAUAACCAAUCGGAAGCAAUCAGCGUCCCCAUCUGUCUCAGCAUUACUUCUUUUUUGUUUUUGUUCCAUGUCUUUAUUUUGUUUGCUAAAUCUAUGGUAUUAAAUGCACUGGUUCUGUCUCAA
Molecule: messenger RNA, 1568 nt
Organism: Syngnathus typhle (broad-nosed pipefish)
Lineage: Eukaryota; Metazoa; Chordata; Actinopteri; Syngnathiformes; Syngnathidae
Gene: rab5c
Product: RAB5C, member RAS oncogene family
Exons: 6
Coding region: 218-892 (224 amino acids)
Molecular function (GO): GTP binding; GTPase activity
Source: RefSeq, a predicted model, not a curated record